Dictyostelium purpureum is the source of this 477-nucleotide messenger RNA. RefSeq lists its product as uncharacterized. The record is from RefSeq and is a predicted model, not a curated record. The transcript has 2 exons. NCBI's taxonomy places the organism in Eukaryota, Evosea, Eumycetozoa, Dictyosteliales, Dictyosteliaceae. Bases 1 to 477 code for a protein of 158 amino acids.
AUGAUUUCUUCUUCAAUUACAAUUAUUAUUUCGGUAAUAUUUGGUUAUCUAAUAUCACAUUUUAAUUUAUUAAACUUUAUAAUAUCAUCACUAAUCGAAGUGACCGUAAUUCACAAUAAAAAAAUUAUCAUUGGGGCAAUUUUAGGUCAAUUUUUAAUAUACUUUUUUAUAUUCUUUUUACCAUUAUCAAGUGUAGCGAAUCAGAUUGUUAAUGAAGAAACAGAAUAUAGAAACCAACAACCAAAUAACAACAACAAUACUAAUACCAGCACCCCUGGAACCAAUAGCAACAAUAAUAAUAAUAAUAAUAUCAACAAUAAUCCAAAUAUGAAUAAUUUUAUUCAAAAUAAUAAUGUCAAUAAUAAUAAUAGCUUUUUAAAUAGAAUGAAUUUAAAUAACUUUAAUUUAAACAAUAAUUGGUUACAACAAAACUAUUUAAUACCAAGUUCAACAUUAAAACCAAAUUAUUUAAAAUAG